AUAAAAAUAAAACUCAAUAAUUUCAUAAAUCGAGCGGCCCUUUGUUCAAAUCAGACCAUCUCCAAUCCAUACUUUCUCCAUUCUACCAUUUCCCCGGUCAACACGCUCGUCAUCUGGAAAAACCCUAGAAACCUGCUCAAUCUCCAUUUAUACAUUCCCAAUUUCUCACUUUCAAUUCAACUUCUGGGUCAAAGAUGUCGUCGGAAAUCGAGGUAAUUGAAGAAAUCGAACUCGCGCAACCACCUAAAGAUCACCAUCAAUCGACAUCCACAACGAUGGCUGGAGCUUCAUCGUCGACUGUUAGGGAAAAUGGAGAUGAAGAGAGUUUGAAAGACGAUGUUUAUACAGCCGCUGCAUAUGGUGAUAUGGAGAAACUUCAACGAUUAGUUGAGAGAGAAAAUUGUAGUGUUUCUGAACCGGAUUCUCUUGGUUACUUCGCUUUACAAUGGGCUGCUCUUAAUAAUCGUACUGCUGCUGCUCGCUAUAUUCUUGAGCAUGGUGGGGAUGUAAAUGCAGUUGAUCACACUGGGCAGACAGCCUUGCAUUGGAGUGCAGUAAGGGGUGCAAUCCAGGUUGCGGAGCUUCUUUUGCAAGAGGGUGCUCAAGUGAAUGCUGCUGAUAUGUAUGGCUAUCAGACAACACACGUUGCAGCUCAAUAUGGUCAGACUGCUUUUCUUUAUCACAUUGUUAUGAAAUGGAAUGCUGAUCCAGAUUUUCCAGAUAAUGAUGGAAGAAGUCCUUUGCACUGGGCAGCGUACAAAGGCUUUGCUGAUUGUAUACGUCUUUUGCUAUUUUUGGAUGCAUAUCGAGGACGACAAGAUAAAGAAGGUUGUACCCCACUCCAUUGGGCUGCCAUUCGGGGAAAUUUGGAGGCUUGCACAGUUUUGGUACAGGCUGGUAAGAAAGAAGACCUGAUUAUGAUAGAUAAUACUGGCCUCACUCCAGCACAGUUGGCCGCAGAAAAGAAUCAUAAACAAGUUGCUUUUUUCCUUGGAAAUGCUAGGAGGUUACUUGAUAAGCGUUGGGAUUCGAACAGUCGAUUUGGGAAACUCUCAAAAUUGGGGCUUGCUCCAAUUUUGUGGUUUGUAAUAUUGGUGCUACUUGUGUUGUAUGCAAAGUCAGUUAUCUUGAAUGAGAAGCUUCCAAGAUUAUCCAUGGGUUUUGGCCUUCUUGCAUGGCUGGGUAUUUUCCUAGCUACAGCUGGAAUAGUCAUGUUCUAUCGAUGUAGCAGAAAAGAUCCUGGUUUUAUCAGAAUGAAUGUACAUGAUGCUCAAAACAUGAAGGAUGAUGAACCCCUGUUAAAGAUUGAGAUCGACAAUCCUGCUCUGCUGGCUGGAAACUGGUCUCAACUGUGCACAACAUGCAAGAUAGUUAGACCUCUUCGUGCAAAGCACUGUUCAACUUGUGAUCGUUGUGUUGAACAAUUUGACCAUCACUGCCCUUGGGUGUCAAAUUGUAUUGGCAAGAGGAACAAAUGGGAUUUUUUCAUGUUUCUUGUGCUUGAAGUUUCUGCCAUGAUAAUGACUGGACUAGUCACUCUUAUAAGAAUGGUCAGUGAUCCAAUGGCUCCAUCUUCUUUUGGAGCAUGGCUGAAUCACAUUGGUACUCAGCAUGUUGGUGCAAUAUCAUUUCUACUUUCUGAUUUCUUCCUCUUCUUUGGAGUGGCUGUCUUAACUGUUGUCCAAGCUUCUCAGAUAUCUCAUAAUAUAACGACAAACGAAAUGGCAAAUGCAAUGCGCUACAGCUAUCUGAGAGGUCCAGAUGGUCGGUUCAGAAACCCCUUCGAUCAUGGGGCUAGAAAAAACUGCUCAGAUUUUUUUGUCAAUGGUUACAAUGAAGACGUGGAGCGCAUUGAAGAACCAGCUCAGGAUGAAGGAAUUGGGAUGGUGCACAUGGGACGCCAGACAAGCAUGCAAAACGGGUUAGUCCAUUCUCAUCAAGCCAAUGGCAAUAGCCACAUUGGUAUCAACAUCAGUCAAAAGAAUCCAAAUACUGGACAUGGUCAUUUGCAUUCUCAAUGUAAUCAUCAUCACCAUAAUAAUCAUAAUCAGAACCGAAAUCAUGGAAGAACUAACAGUACCCCCCUAGGCUUGGGUUUAGGUCUUGGAAGAAGCAAUCCUCGGUCUGUAACAACAUCAUGACACUCGGCCAGUUCAGAUGAAUAGUUUACAUGUGUAUAUGAUUGUAAACAUCACAGUGAGAUUUCAUUGUUUAAGUUUAGUUAUCAUAUCUUCUGCAAUCCUUUCUUUACCUUUUCUAACGCCAUAUGGAUGCCGAGAGUUCGAAUACUUUGAGCAGAGACUCCUGUUGUAUGAAGAAAAAAGCAGAGAGAAAGUAAUGCUUCAAUUUCAAGGCAUUCUUUUGGAGAGAUCUUGGAUUUCAGAAGAGGUGGUGGUUGAGAUACGGGGUGGUAUUUGGCUUGUAAAAUCUUCAAUAUGUCAAUUCUUUGUCCACUAAACAAGUCAUGAAUGAAUGUUUACAUACAUUUCAUACAAGAAACGACUUUGCACUCAAGGGUCUAAUGCACUUUUCUAGUUGAUUUGAAGUUUUCUUUCCGCAGUUGUAGUGCUUUUUACUGUGAAUACUAGAUUAAAGCUUUAAUUCAUUGGUGUAUCUUGUAAGAGUUGUAAACUUUUAUUGCUUGGAAGAAGGAUCAACAAAAUUUUUCCACA
Amaranthus tricolor (Joseph's coat) is the source of this 2672-nucleotide messenger RNA. RefSeq names its product protein S-acyltransferase 24. Bases 195 to 2141 code for a protein of 648 amino acids. Gene Ontology annotation, biological process: protein palmitoylation. NCBI's taxonomy places the organism in Eukaryota, Viridiplantae, Streptophyta, Magnoliopsida, Caryophyllales, Amaranthaceae. Gene Ontology annotation, cellular component: Golgi membrane. Gene Ontology annotation, molecular function: protein binding; palmitoyltransferase activity. The transcript has 13 exons. The record is from RefSeq and is a predicted model, not a curated record.